AUGGCUGAGUUGAACAAUCAACCUCGGAGUGUUGACGGUGGUACGGCGACAUUCAAUGACCAUCCGGGUUCACCCUUAAAUGUUGUCCCACAUAAUCAUUUACCUGAUUUUGCAUUUAAUGAAGAUGAAGAUGUGUUGGAUGAGAAUAGAGUUGUUGAAGAUCCUAAACCUAUUUCUAAAGAGUUUCCAGCACUCGAAGUUUUCCGAUCUGAAAACGAGAACGUGGACGAUUCUGCCUCAGAUCUGCAUCAAAACGGCACCAAUGAUGAUGAGGAUGGUGUUCAGAAUUGUAUUCAGGCGGACGAGGAAUUUUAUGUUCACCACACACCCAAUGGCACUAGAAUGUGGUGUCCUAAUGUUCCUACUAUUUUAAGGCCUGUUGUUGGUUGUGUAUAUGAAACGUGGAAGGAUGUGUUUAGAAUAUACAAGGAGUAUGCUGUGUAUUCUGGGUUUUCUAUUCGUAAGGGGCAAACCAAGAGAUGGAAGGGAGUUUUAGUGUCUCUGAUGGGUGGACAUCACAACGUACGUGGCACGCCAACUGAUUUUAAGAAUUGGAGCCAGUCAGUUAGGCUUUAUGUUGGUGACCGUGAUGCGCAACUUCUUAUAGAUCAUUUGAAAGAAAGAUCGGAGAGCUUACCAGACUUUUACUAUGAGUUUGUGGUUGAGAAAGGGCAACUGAGGUUGAUUUUUUGGGCAGACGAAAUUUCUAAGAUAAAUUAUGAGGUGUUUGGUGAUGUGUUAGCUUUUGAUGCGACUUAUCACACUAACAAGUACAUCAUGAUUUUUGUUCCUUUCAUCGGGGUUGAUAAUCACAAGCAAUGUGUGACAUUCGGUGCUGGCUUGCUAUUCAAUGAAACGACUGAGUCUUACAAGUGGUUACUUGAAUCAUUUCUGAAGGCACACAAGAAGCAACCAAAGUUAGUUCUGACGGACCAGGACCCUUCAAUGAAAGCUGCCAUUUUAGAGGUUUUCAUAGAGUCUCGGCACCGCCUUUGCAUGUGGCAUAUUAUGAAGAAACUUCCCAUCAAGAUUGCUGGAGACCUGUUACAAAACUCUGAGCUAAGGGCAUUGAUGCAUCGUUUGGUGUGGAGUAUUCACAUGAAGCCAUCUAUAUUUGAGACGCGUUGGCAACUUUUGAUGGAGGAAUAUGGGUUACAAGAUCACGACUGGUUGAAUGAUAUGUACUCAAUUAGGGACCAAUGGGUACCUGCCUACUUCCGUGAUAUCCCAAUGUGUUGUCUGAUGAAGACUACAUCAAGAAGUGAAAGCUCUAACUCAAGCUUCAAGGUCCACUCUUCUAGUGCUAACACACUAGUUCAGUUCAUGCUAUGUUAUGAAACUAGGAUAGACAAUCAGCGUUACAGGCAACGUGUUGCAGAGUUUAAAACUUCAUCUAGUGUAUUCAUGGACACUACUGAGUUAGCUAUCGAGAAGCACGCUUUUGAGUUGUACACACAUGCCAUUUUCACAGAAGUAAGAAAAGAGAUAUACAAGGGGAAGUUGUCUUGUUACAUUGUAAACACAGAGGAUUGUGAUGAUGUUUUACUAUGUGAAUCAGUUGGACAAACGAAACAAUGCAACCAACACAUUCACGGUAACUUGCUAAGCUUUGUUGUUAAGCGUUGGACUAGGGACGUACUUCCUAAAAGUUUAUUUUCUGUUGAGAGUCGCUACGGCAUUGACACCCGUCCACAAGCUGCUGCGAGAAGUCAGAUUCUUGAGAUUGUAACCGAGUAUGUAGACGCCUUAAGAAGUGAUGUUGGAGGACUUUCUUCUUUCGCUGAGCAAAUAAAGGAACUGAAAUGUAAGUUACUAAAUGGAGGACCAGUUGAUGAUGACGAAGCCAACAAUGAUAACUAUGCUGCUGUUGAAGAAUUACUUGGUGUUUCUUUAGAUGGGGAUGUAACUCUCAACAACCCAGACGGGGUCAGGAACAAAGGAUGCGGCAAAUGUCGACGAUCGUCUAGACCAGCUCAGGACGCAAUGAGCAACUCUGCCGUCAAACCUCCCAAAACACCCAGGCUUUGCCGAAUAUGUAUGAAGUACGUGAUUGGGCAUGAUUCAAGAAAUUGCAAGAAAAAGAAGAAGAAGAAGCAAUCGGCUAACGAGGAUGAUGACUCAAGCUCUGGGAGUCAGGAGUCCACUUGA
Helianthus annuus (common sunflower) is the source of this 2148-nucleotide messenger RNA. RefSeq lists its product as uncharacterized. Bases 1 to 2148 code for a protein of 715 amino acids. NCBI's taxonomy places the organism in Eukaryota, Viridiplantae, Streptophyta, Magnoliopsida, Asterales, Asteraceae. The transcript has 9 exons. Gene Ontology annotation, biological process: regulation of DNA-templated transcription. The record is from RefSeq and is a predicted model, not a curated record.